UUUUAACCUGUUUUUAUACAGUCUAUGGUUUUAACGCAACUGUGAAGUUCAGGUGACUUCAAACCAUAGACUGUCAAACGCACGGGAAGAGCACCUCUGAUUGGCUGAUUUAUAUUCCAGACGUCUCUGUCUGGAUUCUGAUUGGUCAGUUACUGUUUGUUUUGCGCCACAUGACGUAUAAGAAACUUCCUCAGAAAAUACAGUAAACAAAUCUACGGAUUAUAUUCGGUCGCGACAUAUUGAGCACGGCGGCUUGUGUGAAUUUAGGAAUUUAUGAUGCUUUCGGUUGUCAUCACACGGUUUGCGCAUUAGAGCAGGUCGACGGGAGGGACACAAAGGAGGGAACUGUAGAAAAAGCGCAGAAGCGUGCCGCACGUUCGUUUGGUUGAGUGCGCUUGAUUACUGAAUGCUCAGGCUUCAUGCCGUUGAGUUGAGCACGCUUCUCUUCUGGCGACAAUACUGCGACCAGCGUUUGUCUUGAAGAAAUCGUUCAAAUUUAGACAUGGUGAAGCAGACCAAGGCCAAAACUUUCCAGGCCUAUCUGGACUCCUGUCACCGCCGCUACAGCUGUGUGCAUUGCCGUGCACACCUGGCCAACCAUGAUGACCUAAUUUCUAAGUCGUUUCAAGGCAGUCAGGGCCGUGCCUACCUGUUCAAUUCUGUGGUGAAUGUGGGUUGUGGCCCAGCAGAAGAAAGGCUGCUGCUGACCGGUCUUCAUGCUGUGGCUGAUAUUUACUGUGAGAAUUGCCACACCACACUGGGCUGGAAAUAUGAGCAGGCAUUUGAGUUAAGUCAGAAGUAUAAGGAGGGGAAGUUUAUUAUUGAAUUAUCUCACAUGAUUAAGGAUAAUGGCUGGAACUGAAGCCUUCA
This is a messenger RNA of Sinocyclocheilus anshuiensis, 870 nucleotides long. It is a transcript of the gene ypel3, whose product is annotated as yippee-like 3. NCBI's taxonomy places the organism in Eukaryota, Metazoa, Chordata, Actinopteri, Cypriniformes, Cyprinidae. The record is from RefSeq and is a predicted model, not a curated record. The transcript has 5 exons. Bases 503 to 862 code for a protein of 119 amino acids.